AUGAAAUUUCUUGCCGGUCUCAUCCACGUCGCCGUCGCAUCCCAAGUCGCGUUUGACAACCUCAAGCUCAGCGACGCGAACGGUGGACUCCUCGUCACGCAAAAUGACGGCGUUGCCACGCGAUUCCGCAACGUUCGUAUCGGGGCCGACCCAGAGGGGCUCACCGUCGAACAUGUCAUCUUUACGAUGGACACGUCCUACGCGGCCCCUGGCACGGUGCUGCAAGUUGGCAUCUGCUCUUCUGUCAACGAUGAGCCGAACUGCGGUAAAUCCGACCUUCGUGGCCGCGUCCCCAUUACCGUGUCCCAAAAGAAAGCCGAGCUGAAAUGGUCCCCUGCGUCACCAAUUGUCCUGAAUUACUCGCACCAUUACUGGGUUGUCGUCUUCACGGAUAAGGACCAGCCAACAAUUUGGUUGAGCGGUGGCAAGGAGUAUAGCAACUCCAACGACCCAAGGAGAGACGUCUUGAAUGCCGUAAACCGAAACUCCGUCUGGAGAGUCGACCGUUCGGGUCCAUCCCGCCUCGUGAGCUCGAUGAAAGUAGUCGGCAAAUAA
This is a messenger RNA of Aphanomyces invadans, 555 nucleotides long. RefSeq lists its product as hypothetical. The record is from RefSeq and is a predicted model, not a curated record. Bases 1 to 555 code for a protein of 184 amino acids. NCBI's taxonomy places the organism in Eukaryota, Oomycota, Saprolegniomycetes, Saprolegniales, Verrucalvaceae. The transcript has 2 exons.